CUGAAACUAAGAAAACCAGCAACCUCCUGGGGAAGAAAGAUCCAGAAGGAAUAAUAUGAAAGCACCUCACUCCCUCUCCUGUCUCCUUCUUCUGACUCUGGGUGCCUGCUUUCCUCCAAGUGACAGAAGAGAAAUCGGAGAUCCAGCGGAUAGCAUUGGCAGGGUUCAGAUGAGCAGGUCGGAGACAGACGGAGGUCACCAGCCUGGCUUCCUGGAGGGAGCGCCUAGGUGGAAGAGAUUCCAAGAUCCAGCCUCCCUGUUCAUCAUGGCUAAGAAACUACGGGGACUUGGGAAAGAGCGAGCUGGUUUCAGAUUCAGGUUUGGGAGGCGAGACGUGGACAACAAAGCUAACAACAUCUACCUAGCAAGUGAAGAAAAGCACAAUGGGCUACUGGGGAGCCUGGCUGAGGAACUCAGCAGUUACAACAGAAAGAAGGGGGGUUUCAGCUUCCGCUUUGGCCGGAGAUGA
This is a messenger RNA of Dromiciops gliroides (monito del monte), 469 nucleotides long. It is a transcript of the gene QRFP, whose product is annotated as pyroglutamylated RFamide peptide. The transcript is spliced from 2 exons. Gene Ontology annotation, molecular function: orexigenic neuropeptide QRFP receptor binding. NCBI's taxonomy places the organism in Eukaryota, Metazoa, Chordata, Mammalia, Microbiotheria, Microbiotheriidae. The record is from RefSeq and is a predicted model, not a curated record. The coding region runs from base 56 to 469 and encodes 137 amino acids.